This is a messenger RNA of Setaria italica (foxtail millet), 1679 nucleotides long. RefSeq names its product 5-formyltetrahydrofolate cyclo-ligase-like protein COG0212. Gene Ontology annotation, cellular component: cytoplasm. The transcript has 7 exons. The record is from RefSeq and is a predicted model, not a curated record. Lineage: Eukaryota; Viridiplantae; Streptophyta; Magnoliopsida; Poales; Poaceae. The coding region runs from base 54 to 1106 and encodes 350 amino acids.
UCCGUUGCUCCCUGGCGCGCGAGUGGGGAGCGUGCACACAAGCCAGCCAAGCGAUGCCGCUCCUCUUCCCCAAAGCCGCGCCGCCGCUACCACUGUGCCUCGCGGCUCGAGCUUCCCGCCGCGCGCGCCUCGCCGUGGCGUCCACGGCCGGGGGCUCCUCUUCCUCCUCUUCUUCGGCCUCGGCCUCGUUCGACGCGGCCGCCUUCGAGGCCGAGCGCCUGCGCCUCGACGCGGCGGCGCGGGACGGGAUGGCGUCGGCUGCCGCGGUGGCGGAGGCGGACCCGAGGGCGUGGAAGUGGGCGAUACGGAAGCGGGUGUGGGACGCGCUGGAGGCCGAGGGUAUCGCGCGGGACCCGCGCCCCGUCCACCAUCGCAUCCCCAACUUCGACGGCGCCCCCGCCGCCGCCGACGCGUUGGGGAGGCUUGACGUAUUUCAGAAUUCCCAGUGGGUAAAGGUCAAUCCUGACUCGCCUCAGAAGCAAGUUCGGUUCUUAACGCUGUCAGGUGAUAAAAAACUGUUGACUCCACAACCUCGGCUAAGGACAGGAUUUUUCUCAGUUCUGGACUCUCAAAUGAUACCCAUUGGAUGUGUUCCUGAAGCAUGCACUUCUGUUGGUGCAGCAAAAUAUGGGAAGCCAAUAGGUCUAGAUGAAAGGAUUAAAGUGGAUUUGAUUGUGAUUGGAUCAGUAGCAGUUGAUCCAAGUUCAGGAGCACGGUUGGGGAAGGGUGAGGGAUUCGCAGAGCUGGAAUAUGGAAUGCUUCGGUAUAUGGGAGCUAUAGAUGAUUCAACCAUGAUAGUAACUACUGUGCAUGACAAGCAGUUAGUGGAUGACAUUCCAGUGGAGAAGCUGCUAAUUCAUGAUGUGCCGGUUGACAUUAUCUGCACCCCGACUCAGGUCAUCUUCACAAAGACCACAAUCCCGAAGCCACAAGGAAUUUACUGGGAAAAAUUAUCUCCGGAAAAAUUGGGCCAGAUCCGAAUUCUGAGAGAGCUAAAGAAACGCAUAGAGCAAGAGACAGGAACUAUACUUCCUUGUGGGCCCUCAGAGAAGCUACCACCAACAGCUCAGAGAAGGAGGCGAGUCAGGCAACAACGACGACGAUAAUUGUGAAAGCUAUUGGUGUAUCAGUUUUCAAGAGUAAUAAUAUGCAAAAGAAUGAACCAUCACUGUCUUGACCUUCCAUGUCUUUGCAUCGAUGGUAGCUGCCAAUGACUUUGCUCAGUGAAGGAGGUUGCUAAACGUCAGGUGGUAGGAGCAGGCAUAACCUAAAUGUUGACAUGGGGGAGCAAAAAAUUCCAAACCACUCCAAUUCUGCGUUCAAAAUGCUUUGUCCCAAUUCCUCAUUCUUCAGCAUGAGGACAGCACUCUUUGGAAGUUCAAACUGCUGUCCAUCCACCCCGUUCUGGAUGUUGUCACUAAAGCAAUGCUGCUCGUGUGGAAACAGGGCAGGCAGGGCAUCUGGCAUGUACCUUGACCUGCCGCCUGUUGUGCAUUGGGACCUUAUAUUUUGCCUCGGAUUUGCAACUGGCACAUUCUACUUGAUAUACCUAGUCCAACCACGUUCCUUUAUUUGUAUAUAGACAUAGUCAAUGUGAUGCUGCAAUCAGAUUUUGAAUUUGCAAGUGCCAUUGUAAUCAAUUUUGUUUUAUAGUAUAACCUAUGCGCACAGUUUGGAUU